Polypterus senegalus (gray bichir) is the source of this 4630-nucleotide messenger RNA. It is a transcript of the gene pla2g6, whose product is annotated as phospholipase A2, group VI (cytosolic, calcium-independent). The record is from RefSeq and is a predicted model, not a curated record. Gene Ontology annotation, biological process: positive regulation of ceramide biosynthetic process; cardiolipin acyl-chain remodeling. Gene Ontology annotation, molecular function: protein binding. Lineage: Eukaryota; Metazoa; Chordata; Cladistia; Polypteriformes; Polypteridae. Bases 87 to 2564 code for a protein of 825 amino acids. The transcript is spliced from 18 exons. Gene Ontology annotation, cellular component: mitochondrion.
UCGUUGACGAUGAUUGGUGUUCUGUCAGGAAUCGUACCGAAAGUCAUUCAUGCAGCUGGCACUUAAAGCAGACUGCCGAUUUCAAGAUGCAGUACCUAGGCCGUCUGAUGAUGGACACCCUCAGCACGGUGUCCAACCUUUUCUCUAACCCAUACCGAGUACAGGAAGUGCCCUUUUCUGACUAUAGGGGGCCUUCAAAGGUUUUGCUGAUGGAAGAUGGCAAGAUUGUACUUUAUAGAAAUCAGUCAACACAGUCAUGGGAUUGUCUGCUUCUCGUUCACGACAGCAAGCAAAACGUCCAAAGGCUCUUCCAAGUCGCCAGUGAGGGAGAUGCACGGAAUUGGUUUGCCCAGUAUUCCACAAAGCUGCGCCCUUUCUAUGAAAGUUCUCCUUUGCCCCUCCGCACAGAGAUCCUCCAGCAGAUUACGGAUUGUUUACGCAACCACCCAGACUGGUCACCUGCCCACAUUGCCGUGGAGACGGGACAGAGGGAAUGUCUGAAGCACAAUCAUGUGAUGAGUCAGAUCAACAGUCAGGACAAUGAGACUGGUUGCACCCCUCUGCAUCUGGCUUGCCGGAAGGAGGACCUUCUUUGUCUCCGUGAGCUUUUGGAGGACUGCCAGGCCAGGCUGGAUGUAGUAGAUAAGAAUGGGGAGACGCCGUUUCACUAUGCUGCUGGUCAGGACAACCGUGAGGUCAUGAAGAUCCUGUGCUCCCACACGUCCCAAGGCAUAAACCAAUUAAGCAACAAGGGGGAGACGCCACUUCAUGUAGCCUGCCGCAUGGGUAAGGCAGAUACUGUCCGUGCACUGCUGAACAGUGGGGCCCUCGGCAACGUGAUGGGAGGACAUGGCUACCCCAUCCACUCCGCUAUGAAGUACUCAUACAAAAGCUGUGCAGAGAUAUUGUUGGAUGCUGACAGGAAGCAACUUCUCUUUGAAGAUCCCCUUUAUGGUGGAACACCUUUGCACUGGGCAAAAAACAGAGAGAUGGCCCGCUUGCUGUUGGACCGUGAUUGCCAUGUCAAUUACCUGAGUAAGACAGGAGAUACGCCACUGCAUAUCCUGGUUAAGAGGAAGCGCUUUGAUGCUGCCAUGGUGUUGCUUACUUAUGGCGCCCAACCCAAUACCAAAGGAGAGAACGGCAACACACCUCUGCAUAUUGCCAUGAAGCUUGAUGACAUAGACACGAUUAAAGCCCUUAUCGUGUUCGGUGCUGACGUUGAGAUUCCUAAUGACUUUGGGGAGACCCCUGGUUUGAUUGCCGCUCGCUGCAGCAAAGGUACCAACAGGAAGGUGAUGCUGAACCUGCUGUAUAGUGUAGGUGCUGAACGGUGCCACCCUCCCUCCCCUGAUACCCCCCAGCGACUCCUACCUCCAGCUGCAGGCCUCCAGAGACCACCUCCACCACUAGGGUUUGACGACAUAAUCCAUGUUGCCACAGUGUUGGGUGAUCUGAGCAGAGGGAUGGACCAAGUGGAUAACAAGAGGAUGGCUCAAAGGAAGUAUGACAGGUUGCUUUGUCUGGAUGGAGGUGGAAUUAAAGGUCUUGUUUUAAUCCAGCUGCUUAUUGCCAUUGAGAAGGCAGCUGGUCGGCCAAUCAGAGAGCUUUUUGACUGGGUUUCUGGUACAAGCACUGGAGGCAUCUUGGCACUGGCUGUGGUUCAUGGGAAACCCAUGGAAUACCUUCGAUGCCUCUAUUUUCGAAUGAAGGAUGAAGUGUUUAAAGGAUCUCGCCCGUAUGAGUCGGCACCACUAGAAGAGUUUCUGAAAAAGGAAUUUGGUGAGACCACAAAGAUGACAGAUGUUCGACACCCUAAAGUGAUGGUGACAGGAACCUUGGCUGACAGACAUCCUGGAGAGCUCCACCUUUUCAGGAAUUACGAUGCUCCUUUGACUGGCCUGGAUCCCCCGUACAAGAGAAGUGCUCACUUCCAGCCUCUCACUGAACCCACUGCCGAUGAUGUUGUGUUUAUGGGGUAUGUGCGGAGAGCAAGCAAGCGUCAGAAAAUAAGUGAUGAAGAACAGCUUGUGUGGCGGGCUGCUCGCUCCAGUGGGGCUGCACCUACCUACUUCAGACCAAUGGGUCGGUUUUUGGAUGGUGGUUUGCUGGCCAAUAAUCCAACGCUUGAUGCACUCACAGAGGUCCAUGAGUACAACAAAGCUCUGAAGCACAGGGGCAUGGGGGCUGAGGCGGUGCAGCUUGGAGUGGUAGUGUCCCUUGGAACGGGAAAGCCACCACAAGUGGCGGUUAACUCUGUCGAUGUGUUUCGUCCUUCAAAUCCUCUGGAGCUUGCUAAAACGUUUGUGGGGGCUAAGGAGCUGGGUCGCAUGCUGGUAGACUGCUGUACAGACUCGGAUGGGAGAGCAGUUGAUCGUGCAAGAGCUUGGUGUGAGAUGACUGACAUCACGUACUAUAGGCUGAGUCCCCAGUUCUCCAUGGAGGUAACGUUGGAUGAGACUCAGGAUGCCCUACUGGUUCACAUGCUCUGGGAGACGCAGAUCUACAUCUAUGAGCAGAGAGAGCAAAUUCAGAAACUGGCUCAGUGGCUUCUGGAAGCCUAACUAUGGACAAACGAGUGACUAUGGAGAGACUGCUGCCAGACUCAAAAGGGUUAUUCCUAUUGAAUGUAGCUUUAUGACAGCAUCUAGCGAAACAGAAAAGACGCGUGGUGUUCUUAGAAAGGACAAACUGACAGAUCCAAGGCAUGGGGGUGUCUGAACAUAGCCUUCUGCUUUUCAGUUAAAUGUAACAGCACCUGUUCAAACUCAUGAUGUGGGCUUUUGCUAUAGCUUUUUUUAUUAGUCUUCCAUUAAUUAUUAAGAAGAUUACUAACAGCUGUAUGUGCUCAUACAUAUGUAUUAGUACAUAUAAUAUUGAAUUUAAUGCAGUUUGAAAAAAACUGAACAUUUUUCUUGGCAAAUAUCCCCACAUGUGGGUUUUCAGCAGGUUGAUCAAUUUAUAAUGGUAGUGAAAACCAAAGGACAUGUCUUUUAUGUAUAUUUUUCUAUAUGGACUGCCUAGCUGUUGAUCCUGAAUAGGUUUCUUUGAUAUUAAUUUGACUGAACAAAGCAUAUUUUUUGUCGAUGAGGUAUUACCAUUCAAACUUGAAAUUGUAUUUAAUGUUAAUGUAUGUGGAAAACAUUAUGGAAUGACGGAAAAAUACUUGGCUAUUUUGGAAAAACCUUCACAGUCCACAUGCGGUUAAGACCAUUAAGUACUGACUGCAAAAAGUUGUACUGCUGCUCUGUUGCAAACUGACUUCAUUUAUUCCGACUGUGAAAUUACAAGUGACCUCUUCUCAGUAGUAUUUUUUAGUUUGAACACUAGAGGGUGUUGCCUCCUACUGCUUUACAAAAACAAGAAAAAAAAUAAAUAAAUAAACUGCAAAAAUCUUAAAAUUGAUUCUUAUCCCAUAAUAUACUACCAAAUAUUCUAUGGACUAAAAAAUAUGGCAUAUUAAUAAAGUAUAAGAUAUAGGAUGUGAUUUAUGUGAUGACUUCAAUAAAUGAGAAAUAAGUUGCAGUUUACUAGCAGGACUCUGUAAAGUUAACAAAACAAAUAAAUAAGAAGAUAAUAAGUAGGAGCCCAUAUAAUUAUUGAAGUGCAUUUAAAUAAUAAACAGCUGAUGGAGAUUUCUAGUAUAAUGCUUUUGAUUAGUAAAAUGUCCACUGCACACAAAAAUCUUGAGCCCAUUCAUUAUCCCGAUAAUCCAAUCUUUGUUAGUUUACGCUGCCUUACAAAAAGGUCGCUGACUUUGAAAGUGCUUAAUCUGAAGUGGCAUUUAUGGCAUACCAUAAAGGGAAAAUGUUUGAAUUAGUUAUAUCACACUCGUUUUUCAUGAAGGAAACUACAUAAUUAUGUGCUGCAAGCUUUGCGUUACUGACUGUUGAAAAGAGAAAAGUUAAUAGUUCGAAAUCGGAAAUGAUUUAAUAAUGUGAAAUUGGAAUCCAAAACAAAAAAUAAAGCCUUAUUCUAAUGAAGACAUCCGUUUUAUUUAUAAUAUACCUGACUUUUUAUAGAGACUUUAUUUGAACUUGAAUUUUUAACCAUAUUUUUGACGUGUUAAUCAUACGUUUGACGUUUUGCUUUAUUUAAUAUAAACUGAAGUAAUUGUCUUUUACCUUAUGUUUCGGUUUGUAUGUUUUUGUGUGUAUCAGCUUCAUACAUUGAGGAGGAUGGAUAGCAGUUUUGGUGUUAUGUCCGUCCAUUUCAAAAUGCACUUCCUUUAUUAAUUCUCACUCACACUGAGUUGUGGAGUGUAGGGGAACGAGACCAUGACCGACCUCCGCUCAGAUCCCUUUGUCUUUCCUUUCUGGGUUUUGCAGGUAGAGGGAACGUGAAAGUGCGUCUAUUCUCUGUCACCUCCAGCCCUUUUUGCUUACAUUUUCAAUGCCUAUUAAGUAAUGUCACAGAUAGGCAAAUAAUUCCUUACUGCCUUUAUUAUAAGAUUUUCAAAAACAUUUGAGCUCAAAGGUCAAGACUACUUGAGCUAAUGUUUAAUAUUUAUUGUUGUACCUUGUAAGCAUUUCUUUGACAGAGUUUAUCUAUUGUCGAUAUGCAGUUUAUAUAUCAUCUCAUUGUUACAUUAAUUGUAUGCAGAUGCAAUAAACAUCUUGUCUUCAUUUUG